This is a messenger RNA of Hermetia illucens (black soldier fly), 1171 nucleotides long. Its product is annotated as solute carrier family 25 member 45. Gene Ontology annotation, molecular function: high-affinity L-arginine transmembrane transporter activity. Gene Ontology annotation, cellular component: mitochondrion. The record is from RefSeq and is a predicted model, not a curated record. Bases 219 to 1148 code for a protein of 309 amino acids. Lineage: Eukaryota; Metazoa; Arthropoda; Insecta; Diptera; Stratiomyidae. The transcript has 6 exons. Gene Ontology annotation, biological process: mitochondrial L-ornithine transmembrane transport.
AUUGCAUGUGGGAUCAGAGUUCUCGCAGAAAUGCACUUCUCCCAUUCAAGACGGAAUAAGUGCAAGUGGUUGAUCAGAGGCGUCAAAGAGUUCCACCCACCUGCCCGAAUGGAGUGGAAUAGUUCUGAUCAGCAUAAUUUUAUUUGAAAUUGAUGUGAGUUCCACAUCCCAAGGAAUCGGUGGUGCAGCAGUGUACAAUCCUGUGAUAAUAUCCUGGAAUGUGGUUCUAUUGUGAUUUUCUGGCAGGGUGGGUCGGAGGUGCUUGCGGGGUUUUAGUUGGUCAUCCAUUAGACACAAUCAAAACUUGGCAGCAGGCCUCAAACACGAGUGUUUUCACAGCUAUCUACCAAAUCGGAGCGCGGAAUAAUGGGAUAAAUGGAUUCUAUCGAGGCAUGCUAUUUCCAUUCCUAACAACUGGAGCAAUUAAUUCGAUUCUAUUUGGAAUUUACGGAAACCAUUUGAGACAAUUGCAAAAAAUAUGUCAUAGUGAUUUGCAGCGUGAGAUGUAUCAAGACCGAAAUGUUUUUGCGGCAGGAUCCGUAGCUGGAUUUAUCCAAUCCUUUAUUGCUUGUCCAAUUGAACUCAUCAAAAUUCGAUUGCAAACACAUCGAUAUUAUACAGACUAUAAGAUAACAGGAAAGAAGACACCACUGACAUGUAUGAGGCGCAUCGUCAAAGCGAAUGGAAUAUCUGGAUUGUAUAGAGGAUUGUUGCCAAUGAUGUGCAGAGACGUUCUGCCCUAUGGGAUUUAUAUGCUGGUUUAUCAGAAUAUGUGCAGAUUUCUGGACAAUUUAGAGUAUGUAAAGAAGAAACGAAUGAAACAACGCAAGCUAGACACAUCCUUCGAAAUGGGGCUCACUACUAUAGCUGGAGCUACUGCUGGAGUUUUAUCGUGGAUUUGUGUCAUUCCAUUUGAUGUAAUCAAAACAAUUAUGCAAGCGGAACAAGAUACACAGUAUAAAAAUAUGACACACUGUUUGAAGGAGAAUAUUUCGAAGAAUGGAUGGAGAUUUGUGUUUCGUGGAAGUUGGAUGCUAGUGGUGCGAGCUAUUCCAGUUAAUGUGGCCACGUUUCUAGGCUAUGAAUAUUCUAUGGAAAUGUAUCAAAAAUAUACUAAUACAGAAGAGCAAUUGCAGCAGAAGAUAUAAAUAUACUUUGGUAGAAAAGCUUC